GACCGUGUUGUUUACGAACCGACUGAAACACAGCAACCGGUUAACGACCCGGAAAGUACCCACAAAAUCACCGUAGUUCUUCUUCAACUCCAAGGACAUGGACAUCCUUUUUCUAAAAAGAAAAAACCCACCAACCAUUACCAUAUAAAUACAGCUUUAUCGUUUCCAGAAAAAAAAGAGUAGCGUUUCAUUUAUCAGCCUCAGGACUUGGUUUUUCCUUUUCGUGAUCCGACAAAAACAUUAUAAAGAAAAGUCUAGACAUUUAUUAGGUUUCUAUUACCAAAUCAAUAAAUAUACUGUAUCCGUCUUGUACAAUGUCAGUUUCUACUAUUCAAGGCCGGCUUCUUGAAGUCACUGUUGUUGAGUGUACUAAACUGAAAGACACUGAAUGGAUAUCAAGACAAGAUCCUUACGUUUGUGUUGAAUAUGGUAGCCAUAACUGUCGCACAAGAACCUGCACAGAUGGAGGCAAAAACCCUACAUUCCAAGAGAAGUUUAUGUUUACACUAAUUGAAGGGUUAAGAGAGAUAAGUGUUGGUGUUUGGAACAGCAAUACCCUAUCUCUUGAUGAUUUUAUCGGCAAGGGAAAGAUUCAAUUGCACAAAGUUCUUUCGCAGGGCUUUGACGAUACAACUUGGCCACUUCAAACUAAAACUGGAAGGUAUGCUGGAGAAGUAAAAUUGAUAAUGCACUAUGCAAAUGCCAACAAAGCAGCAACAGGCUAUGCUCCUUCAGCACCACCAUGUGUAUACCCUGAUCCUGGAGUCUCACAACGCUAUUUACCGCCACCUGCGCAUGGAACUCCUCAUGCACAACCACCGACAACCUACCCAGCUCCAUCUCCUUAUCCCUCAUACCCACCUAGUUCAGCAUUUCCACAAUCAGCGUAUCCCCCACCACAGCCUACUCCUUAUCCUCCUGCACCGUACCCAGCAUGUUCAGCAUAUCCCCCACCACAGCCUACUCCUUAUCCUCCUGCACCGUACCCAGCAUGUUCAGCAUAUCCUCCACCACCAUAUCCACCUCUACCACCAUAUCCACCUCCACCUCAAGCUUCACCCUACUAUCCUCGAGGUCCUUUUUUUGGAACCUAUCCUCCUCCACCAUACUAAAAUGAUGCUUCAGAUGUCAAGUGCGAAGAAGCAACACGUAGAAUGUGCUGAAAGUAAACUGGAUUUUGUUUUUUUAUUUAAAACAGAAGAAUCAGUCUACCGGUUGAUAACCAGUCGACUGGUUGAAUUAAAUGAGACAGUCGACCAGUUCAGAAAUAAUAGACUGGUUAAAAUGACAUAAUACGUUUCCUAUUCAGAUUAUGAUUUUCUUUAAGUAGUUAAAUUUCUUGUUUAUCUAGGAUUUAAGAUCUAUAAAUAGACUUGUAAUUAGAAGCAUAAUUAAUUUGUAAAGAGGAAUACACGAGAAAAUACUUAAUAAGAUUGUCUUCCUUUCAAA
Molecule: messenger RNA, 1449 nt
Organism: Populus trichocarpa (black cottonwood)
Lineage: Eukaryota; Viridiplantae; Streptophyta; Magnoliopsida; Malpighiales; Salicaceae
Exons: 7
Coding region: 315-1112 (265 amino acids)
Source: RefSeq, a predicted model, not a curated record